AUGACAAAAAUACUUCCAAAACAAUUAUUUUCUAUCUUUAAUAAUUCACUAGCAUUUAUCUCUAAAACAUCACCAUUAACAACAUUCAGCAACUCAAGAUAUGUCUUUUUGAUUACAGAUAUUAGUGAUGGAGAAAGAAAUCUUAUCAUCUAUGAUACAUUAAAAAAAGAAGAAACUAAAUUUAAAUUAAAUUUAAUUUAUGGUGAAAUUACUGAUGUUCCAUUAGCAAUCUACAUAAUUGAUCUAUAUAAUAUUAUUAUAAUAUCAGCACAUUUUGUUGAAAAGGCAUUACAUUUUGAAAAAGUACAGAUUCACCAUAAUAAAUACUAUGCAGAAGGAGUAGAAGGAACAGAGUAUGAUGUUCCAUGGAUCUACUCAGGAUAUACUUUCUAUGAAUUACAAAAUAAUAUUUUUCAAAUUAGUAAUGGAACAUUCAUACAACGUUAUGAAUUAUCUUCAGAGGCAAUUAAUUUGUUACAAACAAAACAAGAACAUGUUGAUAAAAUAAUAAGAAAAGUUAAAUAUGUUGCAUCAAGAGAAAAUUUAUACAUAAACAAUGGAAGACGUUUUAUUUUUACAGAUGAUUAUUUUUAUAUUCUUUUAUGUUCAAGAUCAAAUUUAAAUCUAAAUACUUUUUUUAAAGUUAAUAGAGAUAUAAAAAAAUAUUUUAAAAUUAAUCAUGGAGAAUUUAUAAUGAAUAAUAAAACAAAAAAAACCAUUCAACUUAUACAAAAAUCAAGAUCCCAAAUUAAUGAUUAUGCAUUUAAUGAAAAUAAAAAAAUAUUAUGGGUACUUUCACGUUAUACAUAUUCUCAAGAUUCAUUUAUGUAUAUUAUACUAAAAAUAAUACGUUCAAUUUUUGAAUUUUUAAUGAUAUUUUCAUGGCUUUCAAAUAUCUCAUAUUUCUUUUUAAGUAUUUUAAAAGAUGAAUAUUCAUUUGCUUUAUUUUGUAUAAAUAUUAUAUCAAAUGAAAUAAGAUUAGUUCAGGAUUUUACUUUAUUAGAAUUUUACUCCCCACCAUAUUUCUCUCCACCAGAUCAUGUAUCUUUAUUGAAUACAGAUGUAGAUACAGGUAAUGCCAUAGUAUAUAAACAUAGAACAAAGAAAAAUGGAGAUGUAUACGAAGUUCAAAACCCCUAUAAUAUACCACUUUUAAAAACAAUAGCAAGAGAUGCACUUUUUUCAAAAAAAAGACCCUAUGACAAGCUCCUUCAAUCAAUUGAAAAUAUAACAAAAUGGUAA
Molecule: messenger RNA, 1242 nt
Organism: Strongyloides ratti
Lineage: Eukaryota; Metazoa; Nematoda; Chromadorea; Rhabditida; Strongyloididae
Exons: 2
Coding region: 1-1242 (413 amino acids)
Source: RefSeq, a predicted model, not a curated record